This is a messenger RNA of Plasmodium gallinaceum, 1596 nucleotides long. Its product is annotated as conserved Plasmodium protein, unknown function. Gene Ontology annotation, biological process: regulation of GTPase activity. The transcript has a single exon. NCBI's taxonomy places the organism in Eukaryota, Apicomplexa, Aconoidasida, Haemosporida, Plasmodiidae. The record is from RefSeq and is a predicted model, not a curated record. Bases 1 to 1596 code for a protein of 531 amino acids.
AUGAAUAAAAAUGAUAUGAACUAUAGUAUUUUAAAUAAUUACGAUAAACAAAAAGUAAUUGAAGAAUCAAAUAAUUAUUUAAAAUCAAUAUCGCAUAAAAAUAGCAAUGCUAGUGAUUUUAAAACAUAUGUAGAUGAUACCUUACAUGAGAAUAAUGAUGAAAACAGUUCAGAUAAAAAAAUACAAAUAGAGGAAGUAUUUACUCUUGAAAUUUUAAUAAAGAUAUUAAGUAAAAUUUUUUUAAAAGGUAACUACUGUAUAACAAAAGAAGAUAUAAAUAUAAAAAAUUGUAAAGUUAAGAUAUUUGAAUCAAAGAAUCAUUUGAGAAAUGUAAAGGAUGAAGACGAUAAUUUUAUAAAUAUAAUAUUUUAUUUUUUAAAUAAGAAUUAUUUAUUUUUUAUAAUAUAUUGUUUAAAUAAAAAAAAUGUUGUUUACUUGAAUUUUUUUAAUCCAUUAUUAUAUGAAAAAGAAAAAAUAGAAGUAUUUAAUUUAUUUUUUAUAAAUAACUUUUUUCCACAUAUUAUAUUUGGAUUAAAUAAUGGUAAGGUGCUUUUAUAUAACCAUGAAGGAAUUAUUUGUAUGCAUAAUAAAUUUAUUGAAAGUAAAAUUAAAAAUAUUUUUAUAGAAAAUCAAAAAGAUUAUAUUUUAUUUUUGCAUGAAAAUAAUAUUAUUGUUAAUUCUAACACACAUAUAAUUAAAAGUGCGAUAGAAAAAAAUUUGAAGAUUUUACCAUUUGAUUAUAUAUUUAGUAUAAAUAAAAAUAUAUGCAUAAAUCAUAUAAUUUUAAGAUGUGAUAAUUCAAAUGAUUUUUAUAAAAAAGAUGUAUAUUCAAUGUAUAACAAAGACGAUUUAAUAUGUUACCUAAAUAACACUAUAAAGAAUAUUCCUAAUAACAACAACACUAAUAUUAAUUACAUAGUUACAUCAAACAGUACAACAUUAUCUAUUUUUAAUAUUGUAAAACAAAAUUGCCAAAAUGAAUUUUUAAGUAGAAAAGAAAAUUUUAGUAUAUCAGAAAAAAUAAGUUCAAAAAUAAAUAGUUUUAUAAAAAAUAUAUUUACAAAAAGAAGCGAAAGUAACGACAUAAAUGCAUUAAAUAAUAAUAGUAGUACAAUAGAUAUACUUAACUCAAAUAUUGUUCAUUGUUUUAAUGAUCCUAAAAGAAAUAUAAUAGAUAUUUGUAUAUGCCCAUGGAAUUCAUAUUUAAUUUUAGCUCUAGAUAAUCUAGGAAGAAUAUCUUUGUUUAAUAUAUCAACAUUAAAUAUUUUAUAUAUAUGGAAAAGUUACAGAUCUGCAUUUAUGGCUUUUGUUGAAAAAAUAAGUCCUUCAAACGAUCAGAAACCUUUUUAUGAUUUAAAUUCUAAUUAUUUCAAUAAAGGAAUAUUAUUUUAUUUAAAAACAAGAAAUUUAAUUGAGAUUUGGGAUUUUAAUACAUUGAAUAAAAUAUAUAGUGUAAGAACAUACGAAGAUCCUACAUUUUUGAAGAUUUUUUUUGUUGAUAAUAAUUCACCAAAUAAAAUUUUCUUUUUUAACUCAAAUCAUCAUGUAUUUUUAAUGAACACAAAAUUUGAGCUUUUUUAUUUAAAAUGGAUAUAA